Messenger RNA from Caenorhabditis sp. 36 PRJEB53466, 2196 nucleotides. Lineage: Eukaryota; Metazoa; Nematoda; Chromadorea; Rhabditida; Rhabditidae. The record is from the annotation of a GenBank genome assembly.
AUGUGGUCGAAUGGCGGUGGUGGACCACGAGAUGUCACCGCACCCCCACCGGAUACUACGAUUUCGGUGGCAGGAAUGGUGCCACCGAUUAUAGUUUCUGAGAUGCAACAGCUGAUUGACGAGAUGCGUAAGUUGCAGAUAUAUUUUGCAUUUCGUAGAAUCCAUAGUUUCAGGAUUGCAAGACUUUGACUCUAUCCGAUUCGCAACGUAUCGAGCAGCGUGCAAGCUCCGGUUCAUACAGCAAAAGACUAAAGUUCACUUAGUUGACAUUUGGAACAUGAUAGAAGCUUUUCGAGAAAACGGUCUCAAUGCGCUGCCACUCCAUACUGUGGUAGAAAUUGGAAUCCUUCAAUUUUUCAAAUUAUACUGUUUUAGAUCAAAACAUCACGUGCCGAGCUUCUUUUGACUACAGUAUACCAUAACUUGAACAAAAGGCUUGUGGCUUCACAACACGUUGAUACUGAUGUUUCAAUAUCCUUGCUUCUCGCAUUCCUCUUAGGCGCCUACGAUAAGUACGGUAUAUUUCCGUUUUUCUCAUUCGAACGCAUUUUUUCAGGCAGAAUACUGGAAGACUCACUGUAUUCUCCAUUAAAGUUGGUUUGGCAACUCUAUGUGCCGGAAAGCUUGUUGAUAAGUUGAGAUGUACGCCUGCGCGGAAUUCGUCUCCUGUGUAACUUUUACUUUCAAUACUUUCAGACAUCUUCUCCCAAAUCGCCGAUUCGAAUGGUCUUAUGGACCACAUCAAGUUCAUGGACUUUCUUCAGCAAGUUUUGGCCCUGACAACUGCUGUAUUCGAAGCACCAACUUUUGGGUUUUCGGAAAGCGCAGUGAAUCAAUGUUUUCGAAAAGAAGAGAAGGUCACUCUGAACGGGUUCCUGGAUACUUUCCUAAGUGACCCUUGUCCUCCCUGUAUCAUGUGGUUGCCUCUUCUCCACAGGAUGGCUGCUGUUAACAAUGUUUAUCACCCAAUCGUUUGUGAUGCCUGCCAAGUUCGGAGUUUCACCGGAUUUCGUUAUAAAUGCCAGAGAUGUGCGAACUAUCAGUUGUGCCAAAGUUGUUUCUGGAGAGGAAGAACUAGUCAGAAUCAUUCAAAUGAGCAUGAGAUGAAAGAGUAUUCCAGCUACGUAAGAUCUAUUAUAUUUUCAGUUUUUUCAACUGAAGUUCCAGAAAUCCCCCACUAAACAGCUUGUUCAUUCUAUACACAAAAGCUUGCAAUGCAUCCCGGCAACAUCGACUGGAGAGGGAAACAUUGAUAUGAUAAACACGAUGGGACCAGCAGUGAAACCACCGAGACCUUUAAAUCUGAAUAAUAUAGUUCCUGCCACACCGACUACUAUCAGAAGGCAGCAUGCUGCCACGUCAUCAGCUGAUUGGCCUACAUCUCCAGUUCUUCUGCCAGGACAGGCGUCUCAUGGCGGAAUAAUCGAUGAUGAACAUAAACUCAUUGCGAGAUAUGCAGCGAAACUUUCCGGAAGAGCUGAUGUGAGUUUUUUUGCGCUAAUGCCGGGCUUCCACAGUUGCGCUUACUGCGGUGGGACGUGCGGAGAUACUGUAGAGAGCCUAAAAUUCAAAUCCACCUUACUAUAACCUUACUAAUAUAUUACAGUACCCACUUUCCAAUGGUCGAAAUAUGAACAGCUCGAUUGAAGACGAAAGAACUUUGAUUGCUCAAUUGGAAGAGGAAAAUUCGAUGAUGAUGCGAGAAAUGGCUCGAUUAGAAAGUCAAACCACUUCCGAUGAUGGGCUAGCAGGAUUACGAGACCGGAAAAUGGAAUUAGAAGAGAAGAUGUUCGAGAUGCAACAGAGACGGAGAGAACUAAUGAUGCAGCUGGAGCAUCUCAUGGCUCAAUUAAAUGUAAGAUUGCGUUUCGAAAAAUAAAACUGAAAAUAAAUGCAUUCAGACCGCUCCGAACCCGGCAGGAGGUGUCUCCUCGGCUUCACUGUCUCAGCUUCCGUUUAUUUCGGAUCAACAGUUAACCGGAGUUAACUCGAAUGUUUCCAAUGCAUUCCGAGCUGGAAGUCUUCCCGCGACAAGUCUACAAGGCGAUCUUCUGAGCGCUGCUGAUCAGAUUACAACCAACAUGAGCGAUCUUGUAAGACAGCUUGAUCUUGGUAUGUUUUUUUUCUUGUAUUCACCAUCACGGACGGCUUCCAGCAAAUGCGGAUGACAACGGCGUCACCAUCAACGGAUUUUAG